Messenger RNA from Gongylonema pulchrum, 507 nucleotides. The record is from the annotation of a GenBank genome assembly. NCBI's taxonomy places the organism in Eukaryota, Metazoa, Nematoda, Chromadorea, Rhabditida, Gongylonematidae.
AUGCAGCAUCUUACAAUGUUAACUGAACUCGACCUCUCAUAUAACGCAAUUGAAAGCCUUGAUUCUUGGUAUACCAAACUGGGUAAUGUGAAGCAGUUGCACCUUGCCGGCAACAAAAUAUCUUCUUUGAACGGACUGCAUAAAUUAUAUUCACUGGAGUUCUUGGAUGUAAGAGAUAACAACGUGUCUUCUCCUGAAGAUAUCAAGUCGGUCGGAAGUCUUCCUUGUCUGGAUCAUCUUAUUUUGCGAGGCAAUCCUAUCCGGCAUGUGAUUGAGUACAGGACGAAAGUUUUGGAACAUUUCGGAGAAAGAGCUGUCGAAGUGAAAUUGGAUAGUAGGAAACCAGACCAGCGUGAAGUGGAUACCAUUUUAGUACGGUUAGCUCUGCGAAAGGCACGAGAAGAAAAGGAAAAGCAGAUUCAAAGGAAAACACUGGAAAUUAAUGAACAAGUGAAGUUAGUUUUCAGUCAUAGACCCAUUUUGCUUUUCUCCUUCUCUGUGCGCUAA